GCGCGGGGAGCGAGUCGAGCCCGGCCGGCGGGCGGAGGCGGCGGCGGCGCAGGCGGAGCGGCGGCCGCAGCCCGAGCCCGAGCGCCGAGCGCCCACCAUGGCCGCCCAGGGCGACCCCGGCUGCCUGGCGGCCCAGUCGGACCCGGGCUCCAACAGCGAGCGCAGCACCGACUCGCCCGUGCCCGGCUCCGAGGACGACGUGGCGGCCGGCGCAGCCCUGCGCAGCCCCGCGUGGAGCGAGGAGCGCUUCCGCGUGGACAGGAAGAAGCUCGAGGCCAUGCUGCAAGCUGCUGCUGAAGGAAAAGGAAAAAGUGGGGAAGACUUUUUUCAAAAGAUCAUGGAGGAAACAAAUACACAGAUUGCUUGGCCAUCGAAGCUGAAGAUUGGAGCCAAGUCUAAGAAAGAUCCCCAUAUCAAGGUUUCUGGAAAAAAAGAAGAUGUUAAGGAAGCCAAGGAAAUGAUCAUGUCUGUCCUAGACACAAAGAGCAACCGAGUAACACUGAAGAUGGAUGUUUCACAUACUGAACAUUCUCAUGUGAUUGGCAAAGGUGGCAACAAUAUCAAAAAAGUAAUGGAAGAAACGGGAUGCCACAUUCAUUUUCCGGAUUCCAACAGAAAUAACCAAGCUGAAAAAAGUAACCAGGUAUCUAUAGCAGGACAACCCGCAGGAGUUGAAUCUGCCCGAGUUAGAAUUAGGGAGCUGCUUCCUUUGGUGCUGAUGUUUGAGCUUCCAAUUGCUGGAAUUCUGCAACCAGUUCCUGAUCCUAAUUCUCCGUCUAUUCAGCACAUAUCACAAACGUACAACAUUUCAGUGUCAUUUAAACAGCGUUCCCGAAUGUAUGGUGCUACUGUCAUAGUGCGAGGGUCCCAAAAUAAUACUAGUGCUGUGAAGGAAGGAACUGCUAUGCUGUUGGAACAUCUUGCCGGGAGCUUGGCAUCAGCUAUUCCUGUGAGCACACAACUAGAUAUUGCAGCUCAACAUCAUCUCUUUAUGAUGGGUAGAAAUGGAAGCAACAUCAAACAUAUCAUGCAGAGAACAGGUGCUCAGAUCCACUUUCCUGAUCCCAGCAAUCCACAAAAGAAAUCUACUGUCUACCUCCAGGGCACCAUUGAGUCUGUCUGUCUUGCACGGCAAUAUCUCAUGGGUUGUCUGCCUCUUGUGCUGAUGUUUGACAUGAAGGAAGAAAUUGAGGUCGAUCCACAAUUCAUUGCUCAGUUGAUGGAGCAACUCGAUGUCUUCAUCAGUAUUAAACCAAAGCCAAAACAGCCAAGCAAGUCUGUGAUUGUGAAAAGUGUUGAGCGAAAUGCCUUAAAUAUGUAUGAAGCAAGGAAAUGUCUCCUCGGACUUGAAAGCAGUGGGGUUACCAUAGCAACCAGUCCUUCCCCAGCAUCAUGCCCUGCCGGUCUGUCAUGUCCCAGUUUGGAUAUCUUAGCCUCUGCAGGCCUCGGACUCACUGGACUAGGUCUUUUGGGGCCUACCACCCUAUCGCUAAACACUUCACCAACUCCAAACUCACUCUUGAAUGCUCUUAAUAGCUCCGUCAGUCCUUUGCAAAGUCCAAGUUCUGGCACCCCCAGCCCCACAUUAUGGGCACCUCCACUUGCUAAUACUUCAAGUGCCACAGGUUUUUCUGCCAUACCCCACCUGAUGAUUCCAUCUACAGCCCAAGCCACACUAACGAAUAUAUUGUUGUCUGGAGUACCCACAUAUGGGCACACAGCUCCAUCUCCCCCUCCUGGCUUGACUCCUAUUGAUGUCCAUAUCAGCAGCAUGCAGGCAGAAGGCAAAAAAAUAUCUCCUUCUUUAAAUGGCCAUGCACAGCCUCCAAACAUAAAAUAUGGUGCAAUAUCCACUUCUUCACUUGGAGAAAAAGUGCUGAGUGCAAACCAUGGUGAUCCAUCCAGACAAACGACUGGGCCUGAUCAGGCCUCUUCCAAAUCCAGCCCUGCAGAAGGAUGUAAUGAUGCUUUUGUUGAAGUAGGCAUGCCCCGAAGUCCUUCCCAUUCCGGAAAUGCUGGUGAUUUAAAACAGAUGAUGGGACAUUCCAAAGUUUCCUGUGCCAAGAGACAGACAGUAGAACUAUUGCACGGCACGAAAAAUUCACAUUUACACAGCACUGACAGGUUGCUCUCAGACCCUGAACUGAGUGCUGCAGAAAGCCCUUUGGCCGACAAGAAAGCUCCUGGGAGUGAGCGCGCUGCUGAGAGGGCCGCAGCUGCCCAGCAAAACUCGGAAAGGGCGCGUCUUGCCCCUCGGCCCUCUUACAUCAACAUGCAGGCCUUUGACUAUGAACAAAAGAAGCUAUUAGCAACCAAAGCUAUGUUAAAGAAACCAGUGGUGACAGAGGUCCGAACACCCACAAAUACCUGGAGUGGCCUGGGGUUUUCUAAGUCCAUGCCGGCUGAGACUAUCAAGGAACUGAGAAGAGCUAACCAUGUAUCGUAUAAACCCACAAUGACAACUACUUUUGAGGGCUCAUCUAUGUCCCUAUCAAGAUCCAACAGUCGUGAGCACUUGGGAAGUGGAAGUGAAUCUGAUAACUGGCGAGAUCGAAAUGGAAUAGGACCCGCAAGUCACAGUGAAUUUGCAGGUUCUCUUGGGAGUCCCAAACGUAAACAAAACAAAUCAACGGAACACUAUCUCAGCAGUAGCAAUUACAUGGACUGCAUUUCUUCGCUGACAGGGAGCAAUGGCUGUAACCUGAACAGCUCUUUCAAAGGCUCUGACCUCCCUGAGCUCUUCAGUAAGCUGGGCCUGGGUAAAUACACAGACGUCUUCCAGCAGCAAGAGAUUGAUCUUCAGACAUUCCUCACUCUCACAGAUCAGGAUUUGAAAGAACUGGGAAUCACAACUUUUGGUGCCAGAAGGAAAAUGCUACUUGCAAUCUCAGAACUUAAUAAGAACCGAAGAAAGCUUUUUGAACCACCAAAUGCACGUACCUCUUUCCUGGAAGGUGGAGCGAGUGGCAGGCUGCCACGUCAGUAUCACUCAGACAUUGCUAGUGUCAGUGGCCGUUGGUAGCAGGACCCUCCCGGGCACACGGAUGCCAACUUGGAGCUCUGAACAGCCUUCACUGUGCUCAGCACGCUGGGUGAAUGGACCAAAGCAUCGUACUCGCACCUGAACUUUGUGCCAAAAAGGAAGAAAAGAAGGAAAAAAAUUCUUAUGUCCUGGAGAAUACCACAUGUGGAUUGCUUUUUUUUUUUUUUAAUGGCAGUUGAACAGAAUUUGCAAUAUGAGAAUAGGGCUUUAUUUCAUGUUUUUAUUUACCUAUAUAACAUAUGCACUGAUUUUUUUUUACUUAAAAUGAAGGAUGAAUUGACAUCUGGGAUGCCAGAAAACAAAAGUUUGUUUUGUUUUUAUUUUUUGCUUGUUUGGGGGAUUAAAAAAUAAUCAAGGUGGAUUUUUCUGGUACUGCUUUAAAAUAAUUAUUGAGGUCUUUCAGCACUUUACACUUUCUAAUUUCUUGUCCUGUGGAAAUUAUCUUUCAUGUCACCUAAUAUAUGGGUACAAAUCAGAUUUGCUCAUUUUUUUAUGGUGUUUGUUUGAAAUGGUACUGGAUUACUACUUUUUGUGCAGAGUAUUCAUUCUGUGAUUGAAUGGUAUAAGUGACUCCACUUGGUUUUGGACCAGUUCUGUUCAUUUAUGUCAGCAUUCUAGAAAUACUUAGCAAUCAACCUAGUUCACUGUAACAGUUGCAAAGAAAGACCUAAUGAACUUUGCAAUAUUAACCCUUUGCAGUCAUCGUAUUUAGCUGCUGCCUGUAUUGCUAAAAUGAUUGUAAUGGUUAUAUGAAGGCAAAGGACUAUUUUUAGUAUGCUGCCACUAAAGGACACUUAUUUAAUUUAUAUCAAACUUAUUUUAGCUAUUAUAAGCAUACAAUACAUAACUGAUUAAAUUGUUAUCUACUAGAAUUUUAUGUGGUAGAGAACGAACAGCAUUCAAUAACUGGAGCCCUAGAUUGUCACUUUAUUGAAAGAAGACAAUCAUCUGACAAGACAGCUCUGUUGCCAUUAGAAGGAGAAAUAGAUAAUUGUCUUUAUCUUGUUCACAGUAGCCAUGAAAGUCUGGGACUUUCCCAAAACCAUAUAUUAUGUCUGUUUAAAGUAGACAUAUUUGUUGAAAAUGGAAAGGCUUAUUUAAGUCUUCAAGGUGACAAAUAUGUGUAAGACAGCUGAAGAAAAGGAAAAAAUACAAAACCACUUUCUAAGUGGCUAAUGACUCAUCAUUACAAUCUUAUACUGUGAAAGUCCAGGAAACCAGGCAACAUUUUCAGACACCAUCUUGUGGAUUUUUGAAGAGUUUUUAAUCCACAAAGCCAAUCACUUAAGUGCCUCUUCAAAGCAAUAUUAUUUCCAAGUGUAUUGAUUUGUUGAAAAAGUUUCCCAUAGGAAAUGUUGUGAAUUACCUGUACUGUAAUAUUUAUGUUCAGUAUUCAUGACUUUCCAUAGACAUAGACCACUGUCAUAUGCUUUUAGGAGAUUAUGGAACAAUUGGUAAUUUUUAUACAAAUGUGAGAAACAUUUGAUUGACAUUUUCCCAGGGCAAGUUGCCAUCAUGCCAUCAAAGUAAGAGCUAGAUUUGAAGAGAAAUUUUGCACACAGGAUAAUUUUUACUUAAAUAGCAUUGGUUACCUGGAAAGCAUAGACUGUAAUAAAAUUAUACUAUCAGUUAAGGAGGAAUACCUAUUCAAAAGUAAGCCAUAUCUACUUAAAGAUGCAAAGGGAGUGAUUUACUUCUGUAAGUCAAAUGAAAUUGUUUCCUGUUCAUAAUUCGUCACACUACAUUUUUAGUCAGGGUAAGAAUUCCAGAUUUGUUUCCUGUGCUAACAGCUCAGUGUUUUAAACUUUAUAAUUUCUUUAGUUUAAAGAAUUUCCCCAGUAAAGAAAAUAAUUUGGAGUUUUUUGCACAGCUCUGUAUGUAUCAUGCAGUUGCAAUAGGAAAAUUAAAGGGAGGUAUAGUAUUAAAUUGAUAGAGGUUUUAUGAACAGUGCUGAUUUUAUGCCAAAGUGAAAACUGUCCCAAUUAAAUAGGGUGGCUAAAAAUAAAGACACUGGAAAUUACUUUUCUCACUUUUUGAGGCAAUGAAGGGAAUAUGACACUACAGUGUAUGGUAAUGUCAGUGUUAUAUGAUGCACAAAAUAUUGGGAUUAUUUGAAUGAAUAAAUGUUAGUUUUUAAUCAAUCUGUGCCUAAUAGUGAUUGGUUAUCUGUAAAUAUAGAACAGAUACAGAUUGUAUUUUUUGGGGGGGGUUUGUCCUUUUAGUGAUUUUUUUAAAAAUGAGAGAUGGAAUUAAACAUUGAAAAUGGGAACUUUUUCUAAACUAAUCAAUUGUUAUAUGGAAAAUAAAUUUAUAUAAUCUUUGUAUUGCAUUGCCAGAUAAAAUGUCUGAAUUUUUUAAGUGUUAUAUAAAUUUUAUGCCUUUCUUUGAUUUCUAAGAAGUCCUGCUUUUGUUUUUGCAUUGUCUGUGCCUUUGUUUACAAUCAGAAGCUAAGACAUGUUAUUACAUCUAGCAAUUCUAGAACCAGUAAUCAAUCAUUGUUCCUGUUGCCACUCAUAAGUACAUAUAAAAAAGUCAUCUUAUAAAAUAUAUAUCUUAUUCUUGUAAGAUUCAAUUAUAUGGCAGCUUUAUCCAUCAUCAGAGGGACUUCGUGACCCAGAUUCAGUUCCUGGAACCAUAUGGUCCUACCAAGUAUGGGCCCUCCAAAAAAAAAAAGUUUCAAGUUAAGAGUUCUUAAGAGACUAAUAUUAAAUUGUUAACUCAUAACAUAUACUUACUGAGUGCUUGAUAAGUAGCAGGCACUCUAGGUAAGGCACUGAGUAAAAUCCUUUAUUCUCAGAUACUGCGUAGAUAUCUAAUUUAUAACAAAUUGUUGGAAACAAUCCAUCUGUGGGAUAAAGCCUGUCCUUUAAAUUGCAAGUAAAACCAGGAGGAAUUGCUGGUAUUUAGGUCAACCAGGAUAUCCACCCCCCAAAAAAUCCCUGAAUUUAAAUUAUACUAUAAAUUUACAGCCAUAAAAAGUGUAGCAUUAAGACACACAGAUCAAUGAAAAAUAAACAAAAGGCCAGAUAUUAAAUCCUCAUGUAUAUGGACAGUUAAUUUAUUACAAG
Molecule: messenger RNA, 6111 nt
Organism: Sorex araneus (European shrew)
Lineage: Eukaryota; Metazoa; Chordata; Mammalia; Eulipotyphla; Soricidae
Product: protein bicaudal C homolog 1
Exons: 21
Coding region: 98-3022 (974 amino acids)
Cellular component (GO): cytoplasm
Molecular function (GO): RNA binding; protein binding
Source: RefSeq, a predicted model, not a curated record